This is a messenger RNA of Lagenorhynchus albirostris (white-beaked dolphin), 3411 nucleotides long. It is a transcript of the gene ENTPD6, whose product is annotated as ectonucleoside triphosphate diphosphohydrolase 6. Gene Ontology annotation, molecular function: UDP phosphatase activity; GDP phosphatase activity. Gene Ontology annotation, cellular component: Golgi apparatus; membrane. The record is from RefSeq and is a predicted model, not a curated record. Gene Ontology annotation, biological process: nucleoside diphosphate catabolic process. The transcript has 13 exons. NCBI's taxonomy places the organism in Eukaryota, Metazoa, Chordata, Mammalia, Artiodactyla, Delphinidae. Bases 152 to 1531 code for a protein of 459 amino acids.
GCGGGUGGAGGCCACGCUGAAGCCGGUGGGGCGGGAGCGCGGGGAAGCCAUCUCCGCGGCCCGCGCACUCCCCCGGGACUGGCACCUCGCUCCGUGGGUGGGGCACAGGGCCCUGCAGGCCGCUGUGGCACAGUCCUCAGCAGACAAGGAAAUGAGAAAAGUACCAAACAAUGGGAACCUGAGGGUGACGAAGGUGGCGUACCCGCUGGGGCUGUUCGUGUGCCUGUUCAUCUACGUCGCCUACAUCAAGUGGCACUGGGCCUCCGCCACCCAGGCCUUCCUCGGCAUCCCCGAGGUGGCCACGGGGGCCCGGAGAGGCCAGCAGUCCCGCGGUCCCCCGGGGACAGCUGCCCGCGGGCCUGAGGUCUUCUACGGCAUCAUGUUCGACGCGGGGAGCACUGGCACCCGAGUGCACGUCUUCCAGUUCAGCCGGCAGCCUGGAGAAACUCCCACCUUGACCCAUGAAACCUUCAAAGCACUGAAGCCAGGUCUUUCUGCUUAUGCUGAUGACGUUGAUAAGAGCACCCCGGGAAUUCAGGAGUUACUGGACAUUGCUAAACAGGACAUACCCUUUGAAUUCUGGAAGGCCACCCCCUUGGUCCUCAAGGCCACAGCUGGUUUGCGUCUGUUACCGGGAGAAAAGGCUCAGAAGUUACUGCAAAAGGUGAAAGAAGUGUUUGAGGCGUCGCCGUUCCUCGUAGGGGACGACUGUGUUUCCAUCAUGAACGGGACGGACGAAGGUGUUUCCGCGUGGAUCACCGUGAACUUCCUAACAGGCAGUCUGAAGACCCCCGGGAGGAGCAGCGUGGGCAUGCUGGACCUGGGCGGAGGGUCCACCCAGAUCACCUUCCUCCCGAGAUUCGAGGGCACCCUUCAGACCUCCCCGCCCGGCUUCCUCACGUCCCUCCAGAUGUUUAAUAGGACCUACAGGCUCUACUCCUACAGCUACCUGGGGCUCGGCUUGAUGUCGGCGCGGCUGGCGGUUCUAGGCGGCGAGGAGGGAAAGCCUGCUGAGGAUGGAGCAGAGUUGGUCAGCCCUUGUUUGUCUCCCGGUUUUCGAGGAGAGUGGGAGCACGCUGAAGUAACGUACAGGGUGUCAGGACAGGAGGCAGCGGGGAGCCUCUACCAGCUGUGCGCCCGCCGAGUGUCCGAGAUCCUCCGAAACAAAGUGCACAGGACGGAGGAAGUGAAGGACGUGGAUUUUUAUGCCUUUUCCUACUAUUAUGACCUUGCCGCAAAUGUGGGCCUCAUAGAUGCAGAGAAGGGAGGCAGCCUUGUGGUCGGAGACUUUGAGACUGCGGCCAAGUACGUGUGCCGGACGGCGGAGACCCAGCCGCCGCGCAGCCCCUUCCUGUGCCUGGAUCUCACCUACGUCAGCUCGCUGCUCCAUGGACUCGGCUUCCCAGGGGACAAAGUGCUGAAGGUGGGGACUCCCCCGGUGCCCCCAGCCCCCACCCGUCGCGAGCACAUGCCCGCCUUUCACACGCAUGUGCUCCCUUCCACCCCCCCGCCCCUUGUCUUUUCAAGUUGACCCGGAAGAUUGACAACGUGGAGACCAGCUGGGCUCUGGGGGCCACUUUUCAUUACAUCGACUCCCUGAGCCGACAGAAGAGCCCCACCUUGUAGCAGCCCAGCUGCCAGCCAUCCCCGUAGAAGUACUGUCUCUGCGAGAACAGGCCCCUUUGGGACCCCCAGUGUGCGGGGAGGGGGUCAUGGCACAGGCUGAGACCCUCCUCCCCGUGACCUCACAGACCGGCCCCUGGACGUGCUGGAACACGGCCCAGGACUUGUUUCCCGGUGGCCAGUGACCAGACAGCGUAAGGGGCACAGGCUGAGGCCAGGGUGGCACAGCCGCUGUCCCCACCGUCCCAUCUCAGGGCUGGGGCGGCUGUGACACACGUCUGGUGACGGGAGUCUUGUUUUGUCCCACUGCCCCCAGCGGGAGCCCCCUGGGCUGGUGGGCCAGGCGUCUCCUCCGUGGGUGUAGACUGUGACGUCAUCCAGAAGCUGCUUCCUUGGGUCCUCGGGUGGCUCAGGGUUAGCUGGCGGGUUGGCGCUGAGACUGGAAAGAGGGGCUGGAGGAAAUGCCUCUUUGUGGCCCGUGUGCCCUGGCUUCUCGAAGCGGUCUAAACGUGAGCGUGAGCUGCUGUGAGAUAUCUGUGUCUGUGAGUGAGUGAUGCCUGUGUGGUGCUGCGUGCUCGUGUAGCAGCUGUGUUCUGAGCCCAGUGGAUGUGUCGCUGCCCUGAGCCAUUUGCAGCCCAGCGGUGUCAGUCGGGCUGGAGCCCCAGAUGCGCCCUCUCACGGCCCGUCCCCGCAGGCUCGCAGGAUGCUGGCUGAGCUGUGCAACGGGAUGCUAUGUGUCCCAGGCCCGCAGCCGUUCCUGUGGCAUAUGCACUGUUCACGGAAUAAGCUGAACCUCAUGUGUUCCACUUGAAAUAAAGGGUUUUCCAGGGUUUCUGCUCCUCUGAUUCCUCUCGGUGAGUGCCAGCCGUGUCCCUCUACCCCGGGUGUCAGGCACCUGAGGUCCCUGUUCACCAGAGUUUAAACAAAAACCUGCCCAAGUGGGUGACAUGUGAUGGCAGGAUUAAAUCCUGUCGGUACAUCUUGGGGAGACAACAGCAGACGGACACACAGAAGCCCCCGUCGGGCCCUCCUGGCGUCCCCUGUCCGGGACUGGCCCUGUGGAGGCCCAGGCUGUUCUGGGGUCUGGCAGGGCAGAGCCCCCUCGACUGUGACUCGCGGCACUGCCAGGUGAGGAUCUGGGCUCAUCACCUCCAGCGGCCGUGGGGUCUUGAGCGAGCGCCGAGCUCCAGGUUGCAGUGUGUUCAGCAAGGAUCUGGCUUUAAUCCAGGACAGUCGGAAGGGGAUCACGGGCCGGACAAAGACUGGACAGACCCCUCCCAGGGCUGCAGCGGGUCCAGAGUGACAUGACUGCUGAAUAAGCCCACGUGUUAGGCCUGUGGACACGGAUCCCUGACCCUGGAGUGGGCAGGCCCAGGAGAGGGAUGCAAGUGUACAACCUGAGAAGCGCUAAGCCUGCAGGACAGCCACGUGGGGAGUCCCCACCCCCUCCUGCGUGUCCUGACCCAGUCUGGGUUGGGGCGUUGCCACAAUCACAACCCUCGAGGGCUGGAGGGAGGCCACCAGGAUGCAAACACUGGAAACUGGAGCCAGCUGUCCUCUGCCCGGUGGUUUGCCUGAAGUGUCAAUACUGGGGUAGGGGGCAGAGGUCUGCAUGCGACACAGCAGGAAAAGACAGAGCAGGAAGAUGCUUAGCCACGUCAGCACUAAAGCUCCAGGCUCUACUUGACAAGGACAUGAAAACCAGCUCCCCUCCACCCAGUACCCCCGCCUUGGUGGGCCUCCCAGCCCCUUCCUUCCAUGAUACCUUACAGUUUAGAUACUUAAUGG